Drosophila hydei is the source of this 1469-nucleotide messenger RNA. RefSeq names its product probable serine/threonine-protein kinase dyrk1. Lineage: Eukaryota; Metazoa; Arthropoda; Insecta; Diptera; Drosophilidae. The record is from RefSeq and is a predicted model, not a curated record. The transcript has a single exon. The coding region runs from base 20 to 1087 and encodes 355 amino acids.
GGAGGAAACAAGAUGAUGGAUGCCCUCGGUUGGCUCGACGCCCACAACAACAUUGCCAACAUUGGCAACAGCGCAACAGCAACCACAACAGACCUCAGCCACAGUCAAAGCCACCGCCACAGCCACAGUAACACUUACAGCACCAGCUCCAGCUCCAGUUGCCAAACGGCGCCAAAAGCUCGUCCAAAAAUAUCAACAGCCCGUGCCGCGCUUACCGUUGUCAUUGCAGUUACAGUAUCAGCAUUAUCAGCCGCAGCAGAUGCAGCCGCUGCCCUUGCCGCCACCGCAGCCGAUGGUGACCACCACGCAGCCGGCACCUGCAGGCGUUUUUAGCACGCACAACAACAACGUAAACCAUAGUUAUAGCAAUAAUAACGAUAACAACAACAGCGGCAGCGCCAGCGGCGGUGGGGGCAGCAACAGUAAUAACAACAACAAUGAUAUGUCCCCCAUAUCGAAUAGCAAUAGCUACUCCUCGGUUGAUACAAAUCAAACACUAUUGAACUCCAUUGCCAAUCAGCGAAGUGGCGGCACCACUCAGAGUCACAGUCAACAUCGUCCGGCGACGAGCCACAACCGUAAAUAUAGUCAAUUCAUGAUCAUCACGCCCGCCGUUUCCAUUGAUCGCGAUUUUGAGUACGAAUCGCACUUGGAUUUCGAGGACUUUGCCAAUGCAGCGCACAACAACGGCAAUCUGUUCCGUUUGGGUCUGCGGCGUAGCGACAGCAGCAGCGGCGAUGACAGCGGCAACAGCAGCGACAACAGCUUUCGUUCCAACUAUAAUCCAUAUGUGCAUCACAGUCGUCAGCCCUUGCUGGCCAAAAAGGCCCACAACAGUAGUGGGUCACAUCAGUUUUAUGCGUUCUCCAGCUGGCGCUGGUGCACACUGUUGUGCGCGGCAAUGCGCUGUUUUGGCGCUGGCCAUGGCAACCAGGCGCCCUACAGCAGCUCCUUUGUGCCGCACCAUCGUUUACGACGCUGCAGCUCCUACAAUGCGGAUAUCGCCUAUGAUUACGAGCAUUUUGCGGCGCCGUUUAAAGCGCGUAAAACUCGCGAUCAUAUGAAUAAUAUUACGUAUGAGUUGUGACGUUGGCCGCUGCCAAUAAUCGUUAUUAUGCAUUUUGAUCUCUGUGUCGUCGUUGUAUUUGUUGAUCUUAUCCUACAAUUUCAGCUCCUUAGACUUUUUAUUACAAAUUAUCAUUAUUAGCUAUAAAUGUCGUGUACUGUGUGUCGUCGUUUAUUCUAGCUACAAUUCUGAUUAUCAAAUGAAAACAACAUCAGCAACUAAAAGAGCAGCACAUUUUUGAGUGAUUUUAAUUCGAACUUACGAGUAAUUAAUAAUACUAUAUAAAAAUAACGAUUAUGCGAAAGAAAACAAUUACGAAAAUGAAAAUGAGUAUGCAUAAAGCACGCGCGUUUACUUAAGUAUUUAAAUUUAGCUAAUUAAUUAAAAAAAUAAUGACAACAAU